GAAAAAUUCCCUUUCAAGAAUCAGGCUUUCAGCGUUUGACAUCGGCUUCCACAGCGGGCAGCGGCACGCCGCCACGCCGGUACUCCAGCACAGCCCACAAGUCUACCCCGUUUUGCGAUUCUGCACUUCCGCCGUUCUGAACUUCUGGUUAUAAGCCAAUCAGGACAUCAGGAUCGGUGCAGUAUCCUGUGCAUCGGAUCGGUGCCGUAUAUGUGUGAUACACAGAUGCUCGACAGUCGACCCGGUUGAAGCCUUCGAUUCCAAACCCGUAUCCGCUUCCUUUUGGGUCUGACCUCCGACGACAGAGAAUUCACCGUUUUUCUUAACCCAGCUGGCCUGGCCCACUUUGUCUGCCUUGUUUUGAUAUUGAUGGUUUGAUUUAAGGAGAUCAAUGGGGGAGAAGACCAAGUACAGUAUAAUUAUCCCAACUUAUAAUGAACGACUCAACAUCGCCAUCAUUGUUUACCUCCUCUUCAAGCAUGUCAAGGAUGUUGAUUUUGAAAUUAUAGUUGUGGAUGAUGGAAGUCCUGAUGGAACUCAAGAUAUUGUUGAACAAUUGCAACUGGUGUAUGGGGAAGGUCGCAUUCUUUUGAGGCCCCGAUCGGCUAAGCUUGGUUUAGGUACUGCAUAUAUUCAUGGUUUGAAGUAUGCCUCUGGAAACUUUGUUGUCAUUAUGGAUGCCGAUCUAUCCCACCAUCCAAAGUACCUGCCAAAAUUUAUAAAGAAACAAAUAGAUACCGGUGCCGAUAUCGUCACGGGAACCCGUUAUGUUAAGGGCGGGGGUGUUCACGGCUGGAAUCUAAUGCGUAAAUUGACAAGUAGGGGAGCAAAUGUCCUUGCACAGACACUACUUUGGCCAGGAGUAUCAGACUUAACUGGAUCAUUUCGGCUCUACCGGAAGUCAGUGCUUGAAGACAUCAUAAGUUCAUGUGUCAGUAAAGGCUAUGUUUUUCAAAUGGAGAUGAUUGUCCGUGCUUCAAGAAAGCAUUAUCAUAUUGAAGAGGUUCCAAUUACUUUUGUUGAUAGAGUAUUUGGGAGCUCCAAGUUGGGAGGUUCAGAAAUAGUCGAGUAUCUUAAGGGCCUCAUAUAUCUGCUGUUUACAACAUGAACUAUAGAACAACCAACUGAUCACUUUCUUUCGAGUUCCAACUACUUUCAAACAAUGCAUUUUUUAAAGCGAUAUUUGAACUAGUGCUUAGAAACUUUAGACUAGUGACUUUUCCCCCUUUAUUGUCAUUGUAUCAUAAAAACACACCUACAGCCUACAGGAGAAAACUAAUUAUAU
Molecule: messenger RNA, 1285 nt
Organism: Cuscuta epithymum
Lineage: Eukaryota; Viridiplantae; Streptophyta; Magnoliopsida; Solanales; Convolvulaceae
Source: the annotation of a GenBank genome assembly